GGCUGCCUUUGUACCUUCACUCCAGCCUUUUCAGAGAACCAGUUAGACUUAGGGUGGAUCUCUCAUCUUCUGUCUGAUUUUUUAUUUCUUUUUAAAAUUUUUAAAAUUUCUUUCUGUGUAUUUCCUCAAGCUUGUGUCGCUGACGUGAUUGUGGUGAAACAGAUUCUGUCUGUAGCUGCUUCUAUUGUGGGCAUGUCGCUGACUUCCACUUUCCUCCUGCACUGCUUUCUUCUCACCACGACUUUGCUUCUCCCUCCCGUGUCCUCUCAUCCCUUUCUCUCUGACCUUUGUGUUUCUUCUCUCGACUGUUGGCUUCUUUUUACCUAUUUUUAUGGGAAACCAUGCUCGUUCGUCUGAGGCGGUAGGAUGGGAGGAAUCGGGGUAGGUGGAUUGCCGUUUCCCCGCAGAGUUUGUUAGCAUUCUCCUGUGUUCCAGGGAGACGCUCAAGCAGGGCCUGGAGUUCUGUCGGCAGAAGCAGCGGGCUGAUGGCUCCUGGGAAGGCUCCUGGGGGGUUUGCUUCACCUACGGCACCUGGUUUGGGCUAGAAGCUUUCGCCUGCAUGGGGCAGACUUACCGCAGUGGGGCUGUGUGUGCAGCGGUCUCCCAGGCCUGCGACUUCCUGCUCUCCAGGCAGAUGGUGGAUGGAGGCUGGGGGGAGGAGUUCGAGUCCUGUGAGCAGCGGCGUUAUGUGCAGAGUGCCACGUCCCAGGUCCACAACACGUGCUGGGCCCUGAUGGGGCUGAUGGCUGUCAGGCAUCCCUGCGUAGAGGCCCUGGAGAGAGGAGUCAGGUGUCUGCUUCGGAAACAGCUCUCCAAUGGCGACUGGCCCCAGGAAAACAUUGCUGGAGUCUUCAACAAGUCCUGUGCCAUCAACUAUACGAGCUACAGGAACGUCUUCCCCAUCUGGGCCCUUGGCCGCUUCUCCCGCCUAUACCCAGAGAGUGCUCUCGCCGGCCACCCUUGAGGGCGCCUGGCAGGUGGGUGGGUGGUGGGCGCAGGUGUCAGGCAAGUUCCCGUUGGAGCAGCUCGGGUGAGCUGCAGGAGCCCUGCCCAGGGGCCCAGUGCCCGUCACCACCCACUUCUGCAGGGCGGGGGCCAGGCCUGGGGCAGGGCUGGGGCUGGUAACUUUAGAUAGUUGAUUUUCAGGAUAGGUUUAGUUCUUAGAAGAGCUUGCGGCGCUCAGGUGAGGAAAGGAACAAGCUGAGCCGUGACCCUGGAGGAGGCGUGGCAUGUUCUGCAAUACUGGGCAUGGUGCACGUCCUCGUUGUGGGGCUGGGGGCGCUUUCUUGACCAGUACCUGAGUUCUUGGGAGAGGGGGACCGUGCCUUGUCUGUCUCCUGCCAGGUGCUUCCCAGGAGCCAGCUCGGCUGGGCUUGUCCCUGUGUCUUCUGUCUGUGGGGCUGAGGGAUGUGACAGCUUUUCCGAACAGCCCAGAGGGAGGCUGGUCCUCCCUGUUCACCCAGGCACCCAGGGCUCAGGAAGGAACGGGGACCAGACUUGCCAAGUGUCUGUGCCUGCUCAAAGGGGAGCCAGACGUGGCCGCCAGCCCUGCCCUACACCUCAGGCCCACCCAUGCUGCCUCACGGUGCUGCCCGUUGUGGGAGCCAGCGUCCUUCUGUCCUGAGUUGAUAGCCUCUAGUGUCUGGUGCUGACAGAGCGCAGGCGGGAGGCUAAGCACGGUGAGGGACGAGGGCUCAUGAGUGGUUUGGUGGUUAGCACUGUGGGGCACUGCCGUGUGGGGAGGGCAGCAGAGCAGUCCGUGCAGCUGGCUGGGUGGCCUGACAUCCUGGUAUGUGCUCUGAGCCCAAGUGAGGGCCAGAUUUCCAAGGCAGUGCCUCUUCAGUGCUAAACUUCUGAAUUCCCUUCUGGCUCUAAAUCUGUUUGGUUUGAUGUGCGUGGAUUUGGGGCUCAGGCUGAAAAAACCUGGGUUCUGGAUUUGCCUUUGACCUUUGAGAACAAGUGGCUCACAUGCUCAGGGCUUCCCCAGGAGUGUGGCUGUGAGAAGUCACCAGGAGCUUUGAUGAGAAUAAAAGCCAGGCCUGGUGUUGCCCCUAGGCCCUGGCCUGCUUGCCCACCCCAGUGCCCCGCCCACCUGCUGUUCCUCUGUACCACCUCCUGGACUGGCAGCAGCCCCUGGCUGUGCUUCCUUGGCUGACCAUCCUCCGUCAGACAGCCAGAUGUCUGAGUGCCCCCUGCUGCUGCCAUUCUCUGCCCAGAUCCCUGGAGGACCCUCACCGAGACUUUGCACCAUGUGGCCUUGACCCUGCAGCUCUCGUGGCCUUGAGUGCUGUCCCUGACUCUGCCUGGGGCUCACCUGCUUUGGGCCUUGGUCUAGCCGUUCCUCCACUGACCUCCUCUUGCCCCGAGGUGGUGCUUCUGCUCUGAGCCCUGCAGGCCUGGGCUGAGUGUGCACACAGACGGCCUGCCGGCACCACUGGCUGCCGUGCGUGUGGCACGUAGUGGGUAUUCAGUGGACGUCUGUUGAGUGUCAGCACUUCUUCCCAGACAGUUUAAGUGAGUGUUUAUUUUGGCUGAAGGAACUGUUCAGAUCUCUUUGAAAUCUACUGGGUUUGCUCUUGCACUUCUUUUCUUGGCCCAUGUUUUCCACUCACUGGGGCAGCAGGAACCCAGGUGGUGAUAUACCACAGUCUGCUCCUUGAAGUGGCCACUGCCCCUGGGAAACUCCCAGCCAUGGCCGGAUCACUAGACAGAACAUAAGAAAUGAAAAUCUGCUUUUCUACUGAAAAUGUUGUCACUUCUGUGGCCAGCUACCUUAAUAAACAGACAUGUUUCCCUUA
Molecule: messenger RNA, 2798 nt
Organism: Leptonychotes weddellii (Weddell seal)
Lineage: Eukaryota; Metazoa; Chordata; Mammalia; Carnivora; Phocidae
Source: RefSeq, a predicted model, not a curated record